GAAGCGCUGGGUCCGACGAUUGCCUUCACGACUCUAGCUACACUCGUCGUUGCCUUGCGAUGGUAUACGAGAGCGUGUUUGGUACAACGCCUGGGCAAGGACGAUUACGUGAUUCUGAUAUCGCUGGCAAUCGCGAAACUCAUAGUGGCCUUGAAUACGCUCUGGUCAAUACUCGUCAACAUCACCAAAGCAUCUAUCUUGGCCCAAUACUUGCGGAUUUUCGAUGGCACAUGGACCAGAAGAAGCUGCUACUUCAUUUUGUUUCUACUUCUGCCUGCGACUGCUUGGGGCAUCUUUGGAGGCAUCUUCUUAUGCACACCUACGGCAAAGAUCUGGGAUCCUCAGAUACCGGGCCACUGCCGAAGUGCUCAAACAUAUUGGUCGUCCGUUGCCGCCAUUGACAUCUUUCUGGAUUUUUGGACUCUCGUCCUGCCAAUGCCAUCAAUUGCAGGGCUUCACUUGCCACGAAAACAGAAGAUCGCUACCAUGCUCGCCUUCCUUCUUGGCUUUGUGGUAUGUAUAGUCGGAGUCGCUCGUAUGGCUACGGUUUUGGCAACCUCUGCUCGAGGAGAUUAUAUCCUUUCCGGUGUAUGGGCCAUUAUCUGGUCUAGUGUUCAAGGCAAUAUCAGCAUCAUUUGUGCCUCCAUCCUCUCCUUGAAGGCGCUGGUCACAAGAAUGUUCCCAAGGUUGCCUCAGCUACAGUAUGCGGCCUCUACAUCCAAUCGGAAUUUUGGA
This is a messenger RNA of Pseudocercospora fijiensis CIRAD86, 735 nucleotides long. RefSeq lists its product as uncharacterized. The record is from RefSeq and is a predicted model, not a curated record. NCBI's taxonomy places the organism in Eukaryota, Fungi, Ascomycota, Dothideomycetes, Mycosphaerellales, Mycosphaerellaceae. The annotation marks the transcript as partial. The transcript has 3 exons.